This is a messenger RNA of Caenorhabditis angaria, 1869 nucleotides long. NCBI's taxonomy places the organism in Eukaryota, Metazoa, Nematoda, Chromadorea, Rhabditida, Rhabditidae. The record is from the annotation of a GenBank genome assembly.
AUGUCAUGUAAGUCCCCAUUUUUUUUUACAAAUUUUGAAUAAUUGUUAAACUACAGUUGACAACGGAGAUAUUUCAUAUGUUGAAAUAAACAAGCGACGUCGCGGUGAUUUGAAAAGACAAGAAGGCGACAAAUUGGUGAAUCGAAUGACGCGACCCAAGGUCAAGAAGAUUUAUGUAAAACGAAAUGGAGAGGAUAUUUAUGAAAAGUUUGUUUUGUGAAAGGUGAAAAUGUGAAUAAAAUAUUUUAGACCAAAACUAUUUGUUUGGAGACAAUGGCAAUCACCAAAACUUGAACAAUUAUUGGAAGAUGUUGGACCGUAUGUUGGAUUAGAUGAUGGAGCAGAAGCCAUUUAUUCUAUGUAUGAAUAUUUUUUUAACUGGAAUAUGAAAUAUAUACUUGCGGUAGAGAAAAACCUCAUGAAUCCCAUUUGUUUCAAAAAUCAAAAAUAUGGUAUAUUCUCUCUUGAUCUAUAAUUACACAUCUCUCGAUAAUUAAUUAUAUUUCUAAAACUUUCAAGUUCUCUCUAUUAAUGAAAACCACUUUGCAGUGAUGGAGAUCAAAUAACUGAUCCGGAAGAAAUACAAGAUCUAUCCACAUAUUUUAUAACUGGAGAAGAACCACUUCUUCCAAUUGAACAAAAUAUUGAACGAAAAACAAAUCGUUAUACAUCACUUUCGGCUCCCGAAUAUUAUACAUCGAAUUCAGUUCGAUCAACAUAUCCAAGUGGUACUGUACCUGCAACACCACCUCCUCGACCUUAUACAACAACACUUCGAAAAAAUACGACGAAUAAUAACUUGAAGGAAUAUGAUGAGUAUUUUGAUGAAGCAGUUUAUGAUACAAAACAAAAUAGCUAUAAAAAAUCAUAUUCUGGACCGAAUUUUGAUUUUAGUUAUGAUGAAAAUCCUCGAACUAGUGAAUUUGAUAAUGAUGAAACAAUUCGAAGAGAUCGAGAAGCUCUUGAAAAACAUAAGCAGUUAGUCUUUUUCAAAAUUCGUAUUGUCAUUCCGAAAAAAUAAGAACUUGGAAGAGAACCGAAAUGGCCUAGGAAACCAAGACCACAGUAGACUUCGCAAAAUUUUGAAGUCUAUUUGAAAAAUAAAAUGCGAAAUUUACACGUUGGCUAUUUGCCAACCAGUUUGAUGUGCAUGUGUCACGUCAUUUUUAGUCUACUGUACGUGACCGCCAAUUCAAACGGGGGUUCUUUUAUUUUCGGAAUGACAAUAUGAAAUUUUGUUUUUUUUUGCAGAAAACAUCUGAAUUACUCACGUCGAGAAAGUAAUGCAAUAUUUAAUCGAAGAGAUCAAACGCAUCCAGAUGCAUAUAUUAUUUAGUUAGUUUUAAUAAAAAUUUUGAUCUACUGUAGUAAUUUCCAGCGUUUUCCUGAAUGGUGCUGGAAUGGAAUGUCAAUAUAUGAAUUUUCAACGAAAACAACUCGAAAAGGGAAUGAAUUAUGUUUUGGAAUUAAUAGCUCGAAGAUAUAAUAUUAAUCCUCAAAAACUUGUCGAUAUGGAUGGCAAAAAAAUUCGAGAAGUUACACAAUUAAUGUCAAGAGGAGCUUAUGUUAUAAUUCCUGUUGGACAAUCUUUUCGAGAUACUUGGUAUUUUUUACCGGAUAAUGCAAUUGACACAAGGUUAGGGUUUCUUUUUUCUGAUUUUGAGAAAAUUAUUUUUUUUCAGUUCGAAUAAACAUAUGGUUGAUGAAAGAAGUGCUCAACGUGAUCGACUUCUUCAGCGUCGACUGAAAAAAGAAAACCUUGAACGCAAAACUCGAAGUAAAUCAAGAAAACCGCAACAACAACGGCAACAACUUCAAAGCACAAAUAAAAUAGAAUUCAGACAAUCAGUUCCGAAUCGAAAGUUCUAA